This is a messenger RNA of Paramecium pentaurelia, 1256 nucleotides long. The record is from the annotation of a GenBank genome assembly. Lineage: Eukaryota; Ciliophora; Oligohymenophorea; Peniculida; Parameciidae.
AUGGGGAACCACAAUUGUUUUUCAACAGAAAACCUUUAGGACACUUACAAAUUGUCAAUGGUAAUUUCCUAAAUUAUACUUAGAUGCAAUGGUAUGUUGGGGUAGAAAAAGAAGUUUAAAAAUUAGGAUUUUAUGUAAAUGUGAGAUCUGAUCAUCUUCAUAAACAAAACUUUAUUCAAUUAUAUUAAAUAGUUAAACCAUAAUAUGAAGAAAUAGUUACUUUGAGUACAACAGAAUCUCUUUUUGCAACUGAGUUUGAAAAUAUAAAAAGAUCGAAGAAAACUAUGGAUCCCUUUAAAGAAUUUCAUGUUACGACUUUAAUAUAAGACAAUGACUCUUCUUUAUAAUAGUUUGAAAAACAAGUACUUUAAUAACUAUCAACAUUAAAUGGUUGUUUAUUAGAAAUUUUUCAAUAUUUUAGACAAACUUAACUGCCUAAUUGCAGUAAUUAAUUGGAUACAUUUAUUCUUAAAUUUCGAGAUUCAUUUGUUUAAGUACAUAAUUAUAAAUAUUUAAUUUAGAUCUUAAUUCAUUAUUAUGAUUUGAAUUUAUUUGCUUCAAUAAACAAAUGUAAUUUCUUGAACACAUCCUCUCUUUAAUGUUUAGUAUCUAAUAUGAUAUUUAAUGAUCAAGUUGCAUCUCAUAUUUAUUAAAUAAAAAAGUAAGAAUAGAAAGAAGAAAAUUAAAAAAUACAUAAUAAAUUAUCAUUAUUCAAAGAUAAAACAUUAGCUGAUUUUGGAAUUUCUAUUAAAUAUUGUCUAGAUUGCACUACAAGAGAGUAUAUAUAAAGUAAAUUAUUAUCUAAAGUUAAUACAUGUACUCAAAGUUCUUAGAUUAUUAUAAAAGAUACUUUUGAGACAUUAAUAAUAGAAGAUGUUGAUUCUAUUUAAUUACCAUCUAGACCUUAAGUUAAAUUACUAUAAGGAACAUUUUUUCAAUAAUCUCCAUUUUAAUAUGCUAUUGAAGCUUUAAAAUUAAUUUAAUUUCGAUAAACACCUCAUCAUAAAGUUAAAUAAUUAAUCACUUGUUUUAGAUUUAUAUACUUUGCCAUUAUAGAUUAUUAUAAUUAUUAUACAAAAUAACCUUCAAUAAUAAGUACUGAUGAAAUGAUACCAAUAUUUCAUUAUGUACUUUGUAAAUCUUCACUUUAAAAUCCUUAUACACAUUUUGAGAUUAUGUAAAAAUACUUAGGAAAUUUAGAUGGAGUUGAAGGAUUUUAUUUAGCUAUAAUGGAAUCAUCAUUUAACAUAGCUUGA